AUGAGAUGGGUGGGAUGUGACGUCAGUCAUGUCGUUUGUUUAAACUUCACCUCAUCUCAUCAAACAAGAUUCUUUGAUAUCUCCCAAGACAUUGAUAUGUUCUUUUUGAAUGAGUCGUUCGCUAUCAAGCAACAUGUUGAGUCAUAUUUCUUCUUCAUAUUUAUCUUUUACCUGUGCGUUGUUUGUGAUCUACAAAAUGCUUUUAAAACUUAA
This is a messenger RNA of Clunio marinus, 213 nucleotides long. The record is from the annotation of a GenBank genome assembly. NCBI's taxonomy places the organism in Eukaryota, Metazoa, Arthropoda, Insecta, Diptera, Chironomidae.